Molecule: messenger RNA, 1636 nt
Organism: Rhinichthys klamathensis goyatoka
Lineage: Eukaryota; Metazoa; Chordata; Actinopteri; Cypriniformes; Leuciscidae
Product: Alpha-1,3-mannosyl-glycoprotein 4-beta-N-acetylglucosaminyltransferase B-like
Exons: 15
Coding region: 1-1581 (526 amino acids)
Biological process (GO): protein N-linked glycosylation
Cellular component (GO): endoplasmic reticulum-Golgi intermediate compartment; endoplasmic reticulum; Golgi stack
Molecular function (GO): acetylglucosaminyltransferase activity
Source: RefSeq, a predicted model, not a curated record
AUGAGGCCCUGUCAUGGCAAACUUUUCUUCCUCGCGGGUUUUGUACUAUGUGUGUUGAUGUUAACCUCCUGGCACACGUCAAAAUCAGAGAACUUGCCAUUGCAGCUGCGUUUGGUCUAUGCGAGGUUACUGCGGGCAGAACAGCGCGGGGAGGUCUUAUCACAAGAGCUGCUUAAUGUCCUGGGCCACCUACAAAACCGCAGCAUUGCUCUAUCUAAUCUCACAAUCAGCAACUCCUCAGCUAUAUUAGAAAAGAGAGUCAUUCCGCACGUGUUGCCUUCACAGCCUAAUGCCCUCAUCUACUUGCCUCAUCUGAAAGAGCACAAGGACAGUCUGAAACCCAUCGUUCACCUGGGGCAGCGACGCACUGGAGUGUCUCUGGUGUUAGGAGUGCCCACCGUGUACAGGCAGAAACAGAGUUAUCUAGUGAACACACUCCAAUCUCUCCUAUAUGACCUUUCAACUGCAGAGAGGAAAGAUAUUGUCAUUGUAGUCUUGGUUGCCGAGACAAAUGCAACUUUUGUGAAUGCUGUUGUACAGAGUGUACAGACCAAUCUCCCAAAUGCUGUCAGUUCUGGAUUGAUUGAGGUGAUCUCUCCAUCUCCUCACUUUUACCCAGACUUCAGUAAACUGAAGGAAACUUUUGGAGACCCUAAGGAGCGAGUCAGAUGGAGGACCAAGCAGAACCUUGACUACAGUUUCCUCAUGCUGUAUGCGCAGUUUAAGGGCACUUACUAUCUCCAGCUAGAAGAUGAUAUUGUAGCAAAGCAAGGAUUCUUUGAGUCCAUGAAAAAAUACAUAGAACUGGUGCUUUUCGAGGAGUGGCUUUUCCUGGAGUUUUCCCAGCUGGGAUUUAUUGGCAAGCUUUUUCGCUCAUCAGAUCUGCCAAUGAUUGUGGAGUUCAUCCUGAUGUUCCACAAAGACAAGCCGAUCGAUUGGCUGCUUGAUCACAUCCUGUGGGUUAAACUGUGUAACCCAGAGAAAGACUCAAAACACUGCAGUGAUGAGAAGGCCCGACUGAAGAGAGCUUACAAGCCCUCCUUGUUUCAGCAUGUUGGUUUGCAUUCCUCGCUGCCCGGUAAAAUACAAAACCUAAAGGAUAAAAAUUUUGGGAAUCAGGUGCUGUAUAAAGGCCACAAUAAUAACCCAUCUGCAGAAAUCAGCAGCAGUCUGGAGAAAUAUCAGUCUCACUCUCUGGAGAGAGCUUACAACGGAGAGGACUUCUUCUGGGGCCUCACACCCAAAAGAGGAGAUUAUAUUCUCUUCACUUUUUCCACACCUCAAGCUGUCAAAGGGUACCUUUUUCGAUCUGGCAAUAUUGAGACAAAUGGUGACCGGUUUUACAACACAACAGUGGAGGUGCUCCCUACUAAUAACUCUGUGAAAGAGAAGGUGGAGAGAGGAGAAUUAUCCUGCUGUAAACCCUCACCCGAUGGCUUUGUCGAGAUAGAUUCUUUCAAGAAUGGAGUGGCCGAGGGAGAAGUGAAUGGAGCUUUAGCAGAAAUAGCGGCCAUGAGACUCCUGGUUCACUCUGAUUCUGAUGUCUGGGUUCUUCUCAGUGAGAUCUUUAUUAAAGUUUGAUGAGUUGAGGAGAGAGGAGAAAUGUGAGCCGCAUGGUAACGUGUAAUACCCCCUG